This is a messenger RNA of Funneliformis geosporum, 468 nucleotides long. NCBI's taxonomy places the organism in Eukaryota, Fungi, Glomeromycota, Glomeromycetes, Glomerales, Glomeraceae. The record is from the annotation of a GenBank genome assembly.
AUGACAUAUCGUGAUUUACUUGUUGAUUUUUCACCGAAGUGGGAUAAUUCCAUAAUUAUCACGUUCAACUCGGAAAGUCCAGCGACUGCCAAAGAUUUUGCAGAGACUCCUUCGGUAAGGAAUAAAGUACAGUCCUUAGCAUGUAUACCACCACCUGAGUUACAAUUACAACAAAGUCAACAUGCUUAUCCUGAAGAAUUUAUAAACGAAAGGGGCAUAGAAGAUUUUGCUUAUCAAAUUUCAGAUGCUUAUUCCAUUAAGGAUUUGGAUCAUAUUUUCGAUCCUAUUCAGAGAUAUAAUGGUGAAGUAGUUGAAACACCGUCAAAGAACAUUACCAAUAAAUUUAUUCAAAUGGGAAGAAUUGUAUCGUUUAAAACCCUCCUACGAGAAAUUCAAGCUGAAGAGGAACAACGCAAACAAAAGCAAGGAAACGUGAAAUUAGCUUCCAUUACUCAACAAACUUGUUGA